Molecule: messenger RNA, 5496 nt
Organism: Tinamus guttatus (white-throated tinamou)
Lineage: Eukaryota; Metazoa; Chordata; Aves; Tinamiformes; Tinamidae
Source: RefSeq, a predicted model, not a curated record
AUGCGGGUGAGAGACCCUGGGUUUAUCCAGGCCCGGGUUUGUCCCACCACCCCCAGAUGCAAUGAUAAAAGGCCUGCGAGACGCUGCAGAGACGCAGGUCCCGGCGCGCCGCGCGGGCCCGGGCCGGGCGGAGGCGAGCGGCUCCUCACGCGCUUUUCUCUCCGCAGGGAGAAGCUGUCCGUGGCGCGGCUGCAGCGGGAGGUCGCGCACAGCGAGCGGCAAGGAGCCAUGCGUGAGAAGCUGAUACAUGAGUUGGAGGAAGAAAGACAUUUGAGACUUGAGAGUGAGAAGAGACUGCGGGAGGUGACGCUGGAGUCGGAGCGAAGCAGAGCUCAGAUGCGGGGACUGCAAGAACAGUUUUCCAGAAUGGAGGAGACAGUGAGAAACCUCCUACAGCACCAAGGAUCCUCGGGCCCCAAUGGAGAAGGAACUGUCAGCAUCAUGAAGGUGUAUCAGGAAAAGCUCUCAGAAGACAGUAGAAAAUGCAAAGAAGGUAUGGAAAAAAAUCAUGGGGCAAUAGAUGAAGAUUCAAGAAGUGAAAGCAGCAGCACCGAAGAGGAGAAAGAAAAGACAAAAUUGCUGUUGGAGCGUUUGAAGGCUCUGGAGGCGGAGAAUUCAGCACUGGCUCUGGAAAAUGAAAGUCAACGAGAACAGUAUGAAAGAUGCCUUGAUGAGGUAGCUAAUCAGGUUGUCCAGGCUCUACUUACUCAAAAGGAUCUGAGGGAGGAAUGCAUAAAGCUGAAAACGAGAGUUUUUGAUUUGGAGCAGCAGAACCGAACAUUAAGUGUGCUUUUCCAGCAGAGAGUCAGGCCAGCCUCUGACCUCCUCCUUCAGGAAUGCCAGCAGAAUGUGAAAUCCAGUAUACCUGUCUUGAAAUGCCACAGUCAAUUAAAUAUGACAGGUCCUAGCCGCCUGUAUCCCCGGAGCAGCUGCAGCAGCAGUGAGCUCUCCCUCUCAAGUGCUUGCAGUGAAUAUUCCAGUGGUUCCUCCUACACUUGGAACGAUGGGAAAACAUGCAGCAAAAGGUCAUCCAUAACCUGGGAUAAAAGAAUAAGCAUUGGCUCUUCACUCCCAAGCAACCUCUCAAGUCCUGCAGAUGAUCUACCUCCAACUCGUAUCAAGGAAAACCAUAUCCUACAAGGGCUGAAAAAGUUACAGAAGCAAAAAAUACUGCUUGAGUCACCUUCAGUAAUAUCAAAAUGGGGUUACAAAGACUGCAUGAACUCCAAUGAAGGCAUUUAUUCCCCAGGAGUUAAAUGUGGGAGCCAUAAAGAACAGACUCAUUGUAAGCCAACAGAAAUGGGAAAUAUUUGCGUUGAACACAACAAAACUUUCUCUUACGAUUCAGAUUCGCACGAUGACAUAGACGACGACUCUUCGUCUUUACUGCUGCUGCAGGAAGUACCAAGCAAGGACUGCAGGAUCUGUUGUAACAAAUUAACUCACAGUGUUUCUGACAGCCUAUUUGAUUGGGACCUUAAUAGGAAACAGUUGCCUGAAAGAAGCUCAUAUUUUAAUUCAAAAGAAAGACCUGAAAAAUUGACAAGUUUUGUCAGUGCGUUUCAGGCAGAAGUAAAAUCGUGCAGCAGAGCAGAGCUGCCUGAGUUGCGGUUAGAUCAAAGCCUUGUUAAUACAGGCUGGAAGGACCUUAAUUUUCAACUCUCAGAUACUGAUGACAAUGAAAUCUUGGAUGAAUUACAUAUAGAAAGCAGCGAUGAGAAGAGUCCCUCAGAUCUGUUAGCGACUCCCUUCCCCGAGAAGUACACGAAGACUGCUGACACGCUCGUGGUGGUGGAGACUUCUCAGCUUGUAUCUGCUGACAGAGAAGACAAGCAGCCCCCUGCUCACUCAGAUAUUAGGCCAAAGACGUGUAACUUUGUUAAACAACAAAAGGUUAUAAAGAAGACCUCUUCUGAAGAGUGCAUUACUGUAAUAUUUGAUGCUGAGGAUGGUGAGCCUAUUGAAUUCAGCUCACAUCAAACCGGAGUUGUCACUGUAACAAGAAAUGAAAUUUCAAUCAGCCAGCCACAAACUAGGUCCAGUGCAGAAUAUACUGAACUUAUACCUCAGGGAAUAGCUAGUUUGCAGACAGGAACCAACGCUAGAAAGUACACUGCUUUAGAAAGACCUGAAGAUGAAACUGAGAAAAGGUCUGCAGAAGAAAACAUGGGGAAUAAAAACACCGCUGUCCCCAUGAGCUGCAGUGAACCUUCAGGCUGUGGGAGAGCAGUGCUGCAAAAUGCUCCGCGACAGAAACUAGUGAAGCCGGUGUAUGAUGUAUCAUACAAGGCCAGCCCCAGCUCCACUGUGCAUGCAGGCAUCAGUCAAAAGCCAAACCUCACUAAAAUACCCAGCAGAGGGAAAUUUUCUCCUCAGAAAACCACGAUGACAGAGAGCGAGGAGACACCUGCACCUGCAUCUGCGGGUCCUGCAGCCCUUGAAAAAUCGCCUGCUCUGCCACCUGUAAAGCUUUCCAGAUUUAAAAAGGCACAAAGUCCUCCUCGUAAUUUGGACUCAAAAGUCACCCUCCAGCUCCCAAAGUCCCCUGCCCACCCUCUGCCCAGCCCGAAGCCUCCAGGUAGAAGCGAUGGGAUGAAGAACCCAAAGAGCCAGAGCCCAGGAUCACCACUGUUGCCUCAGCACCUUAUAGAGCCCAGUGACUACAGAGAGCCUCCCACCAGAGAUGUCCACUGCAGCGCAGCAGCUGGAGAUGCCCGGUCACCAUCACCUCCUCUUCCUCCAGGCAGGUCAACCUCACUGCUAAUUAGGCCUAAUUAUGGUCAUUCACCACCUGUAUCUGUAAAGUUAGGAGCAGCUGGUUCCAGUGAAACAGCAAAAAAUGUACUUAAAUCAUCACCAUUAAAAGGGACUGUGAACUCUGGCUUUCAUAAUCAAUCUAGUCAUGAAAUGCAAGCAAAAACUGUAUCUUCUGGGGCCAAAAUUGAAUUAUCUUACCUUCAGGAAAAUGCAGAAGCAAUUAUGCAAAAUAAAUGCAUAUCUCAGCAAGCCCACAGCACAUGCCAAGGACUUUCCAAAGUUCCCACAAAGCAAGUUUGCCCCAAAGCCCCUAAUCAGCUGCCUCUCUGCAGGAACCGUGAUUUUUCCAAUGCAGAUUUUCCAACAGCCAGGUCUUUUUCCCUAGAUUGUCCAUCACUGGAAACAACUUCUUCACCAGGCGCAUAUUCCAGCAAAAAAGACACUUCCAGCGACAGUGGGAUAGAUCAGCCACAAAAGAUGCCAAACCUUGUCCCCGCACCCUCUCAGCGCCGCACCGCGAGCACGAGCGAGCCUCAGCUCUCUCAGGUAAACAGUCCCCCAAUGUCAACACUGUUCCACGAUAAUAAUGCUGCAAAUGCUACCCAGGGCUCUAAUGAGAAAGGGCUGAGAGCCCGUCGCCCUGUAGGACUGAAAUUAUUUGUUAAAUCGCCCCAACUUCUCCGAAAGAGCUCUACUGUACCGGGGAAGCAGGAAAAAGACAGCAUCAAUGCAGCUUCCAAAAGCAACGUGACUGCAAAUAAGGACAAGCAGGAUGAAUCGAGAUGCACAGGCACCAGAGGAGCAAGGGACACUGAAUUAAAAGACUCUAAGUCUGACACUGAAAUAAAAGAUAAUUUUACUGGGGGACUUAGCAUGGAUGCAGCGUCAUCGCAUUCACAUGAGAAUUGCAGCGUGGUGGUGGACAGAGGAGAUGGGUUAGAAAACAAGUUGGUGAAGAGAUCUCUUUCCUCUAGCAACAAGUCGCACUUGAAACCGGCACUGGGCAUGAACGGAGCAAAAGCUCGGAGCCAGAGUUUCAGUGUUCACCUAGGGGAAAAGGCAUCUGCCCUCGGGACAGAGGGGCUUGGGAAGGUGCGGACCCAGAUCAUUACCAACACCUCGGACAGAGGAAAUUCCCUAACGAGGCAGAACUCGGCCAUGGAAGGACUUCAAAUCAGGGUUGUUCCCGGCUCGGCGGCCACAUCAGAGACUCUUUCAGCCGUUCCUAAAGCCUCAGAAAGCUCUUAUUCUAGACAAAGUUCUCUGGGAAAUGCGAGUAACGGCAGCAGCCAGCAUGGAAGCCCAAGCAGGCUGCCGUUCAGAUCACCUCCAAGGCUGGACUUGUUCCAUGGUGCUUCAAAGGGCGAUGGACACAAACCACUUGCUCAGAAAGAUGCCCGCGGUCUAUCCAUCCUGGGUGAGAAAUGCAGAGAAGGUUUCAAACACGAACCUCUAAAUAAAAAAAGUGCCGUCCAAGCCGCAGAGCUGGAAUUCACGGUGUCAACUGCUGUCUCCUCUGAGCAAAUUUCAUCCUUUCAGAGCGUGGAAGGGCUGCGGUGUCCUCAGAAACUUGAAGCAAUGAAGUCGCAAAGACAGCAGAUGUCUUUGCAGUUAGCAGAAGCCUCUGAGAAGGUUACGGGUGUUUUGAGUUCCCCUGCUCUACAACCUACAAUAGAGGAGAAAGUCAUGUUGUGCAUCCAGGAAAAUGUGCAGAAGGGUCAGGGACAAAGCAAAUCUCCCACUGCUGAGACUAAGCAAAAAACUGGGCCCUCCCUGGCGAGCUGGUUUGGCUUUCGGAAGAGUAAACUGCCAGCCCUGAGUAGCAGGAAAACUGACAUUCCUAAAACCAAGCUAGAAAAAAAAGAAGCAAAAGUCUCUGGGUUUGGAAUUAAGCAGGCAAGAGUAGAGAAAAAAAAGGAAAAAAAGAAAACCGACCAACACUGUGAAAUGGAGAGUGAAGUUAACAGGAAAGCAGACAGCAGUGACACUGUAGAUGAUGUUCUGAAGAGCAGAAAUAUGAGAGCUUCCCAAGAUAUUCCUGGCCAGCCUGGCUGUGAGCAAGGCAAGGGCUGCAGCCCGGCUGCGUGCUCCCCAAAGGACAGCUUUAUGAGAGAGCUGUUAAACAGAGUUGAUAAGGAAGCAGCUCAGCAGACAGAAAGUGGAUCAAAUAAUGUUUCCUACAGGAGUGUGUCGAAGGGCAGCUCCCAGGGCUCCUCUCUUCACGACAACUCUAUCAGCUCUCAAGGAAUCCACAAGAAAAACAGCAAAACAAAAGCUGAUAUGGAAAUGCAGAAUCAGACCCUGGCUAAAGUAGUCACAGAAAACCUGCAAGAAGAAGAGGAGGACACCAUGGCAAGGACUACAUGUCAGAGUCGUGUGAUAGGUACAAAAUUAUAUUUUACACUGGAUUUUAUUGCUGUCUCGGUGUGGGGAGGGAGCGGUUUCGUCCUCAUGACUCCAUUUGUUUGCUCACCUAACGCCUUGCGGCACUUGCUUAGCGCGGUUCAGGGACGGGCAGAUUUCUCCAGCCCUAUAAAAGAUAAGGACCUGCUGCUGUCUGUGGUGGCUCUUGCUAGCAGGACUUGGAAGCUGCCUGUGAAAGACCCUCUUGGUUCCGCACGGUCCUUUGCCUCCGGGGUGGUUGUGCGAGAGCCUUCCUGGUGUUCAGCAGCGCUGCCGUCUGCCCUCCAGUUUGCUCUGUCUGCAGCCAGGUGCCAGGGUCCAGUUCUGCACAGCUGA